CGCCGUGGUUGCGAUCACCGCCGCUGGAAGCUCGCGCGGAGAGCUUGCCAGGACCAUAAUCACUCUGACAUCGUGACGAAGGUUUCAUUUCCCUGCAAACCUACCUUUUCUUGCCCGUGAACUCUUGGCGACUCCCUUUGAGCAUCGCCAUCCCCGGUUUCUGAUUCUCACGAGACCGAUUCCAUCCUUCUGCCUCUCCCCCGCCCACAACCUCGAAGAGCCCGCAUUGAUCAGUAUACAUCACAAGAUGUUACCUCUGGGUCUACUCACCGCGGCGCAAGGCCACCCCAUGCUCGUCGAACUCAAGAACGGCGAAACCCUCAACGGACAUCUUGCGAAUUGCGACAACUGGAUGAACCUGAUACUCAAGGAAGUCGUUCAGACCAGCCCCGAAGGUGACCGUUUCUUCCGGCUACCGGAGGUCUACGUCAGAGGAAACAACAUCAAAUACCUGCGGAUUCCCGAGGAGAUCAUAGAGUUGGUGAAGGAGCAACAACUGAACCAGGCGAACAACCGGAGCCGCGGACCUCGUGAUGGCGGUAGAGGUGACAGAGGUCGUGGUGGUGGCCGUGGCCGUGGACGGGGUCGCGGCCGCGGUGGCAGGGACGCUUGAGCUUUGAAAACAACUUACACACGAAAGAAUGAGAGAGAUUUACGAGAGAUACCCCGGGGAGAUUGAGUAGGUAGUUUCGUUAGAGAAAGUCGGUUGGGUGGGUUAGUCGAGCAUGGCCUUGGAGUAUCUGGUUGUAUUUGUCAAUGGGAAGACGUGCCAUCUAGU
Aspergillus heteromorphus CBS 117.55 is the source of this 778-nucleotide messenger RNA. Its product is annotated as U6 snRNA-associated Sm-like protein LSm4. NCBI's taxonomy places the organism in Eukaryota, Fungi, Ascomycota, Eurotiomycetes, Eurotiales, Aspergillaceae. Gene Ontology annotation, cellular component: P-body; U6 snRNP; spliceosomal tri-snRNP complex. Gene Ontology annotation, molecular function: U6 snRNA binding. The transcript has 3 exons. The coding region runs from base 248 to 613 and encodes 121 amino acids. The record is from RefSeq and is a predicted model, not a curated record. Gene Ontology annotation, biological process: nuclear-transcribed mRNA catabolic process; mRNA splicing, via spliceosome; spliceosomal snRNP assembly.